CUGGCACGUGCACGUUCGGCUGACAUGGCGCAAUGUGGGGGAAAGCAUGGUUGGCGGGGAGCCACCGCGGUGUUGGUUGGCGGGGUGCUUACUAUCUGCCCAGCUGGCGUUAACGGGACUGGAACGCGAGACAUCUACUUCAUUCCGUCCUGUCCAACUCUCCUCCAUGUAAAUUAUCAGGGUUCGUAUACUCGAUAUUCUUGGAGCAUAUUUCAAGUCGAGCUCUUCCCCCGCAACACCCAGCUCACACCGCCAAUCAUGGCUGCAAUCAUGGCACCCGUCCCCCGCAUCUUCUUCUGCGUCAUCGAGCCCCUCGUGGUAGGCUUCGCCGCCCUCGGCAUCAUCCACAACCCAGCCAAACACUCCACAGGGCUGCUAUCCUACCUCCCCCCCCCCCCCAACGAGGUCGCCGACACCGAGAAGCUCGCCAUCAUGGAGCUGGGCAACAUGAUGCUCCUCAUCGCCGGCCUGGUCGCCAUCAUCAUGUGGACCAGCCGGGACCCGCGCACAGUCCACCUCACUGUCGCCGCCAUGGCAUUGGUCGAUAUACCACACUGGGGCGCAGCCAUUUGGGUGUUGGGGUGGGAGAGAUUGGUCAACUUCGGAAGCUGGAGCCCGGAGUUGGUGACACAGAUGGUCGGGCCGCUGGUUACCUUCACCUUCAAGGUCGCGUAUUUGAUGGGGUGGCUUGCGAAGGAUAGGGUUCCGACUGGGGAGAAGAAGAAGGCGUGAGCAGAUCUUCUCGUUGCGUCUACAGCUUGGUGGACGGGGACAUGUGUGCAGUCGGCAGGGGUUGGUUGCUGCAACCCCGAAGAGAUUCCCUUUUAAUUACAUUUCACAUCCGCUGUGAUCUAUGGCCAGUUCUCAUUUUCUGGUGUUGAUGGCAGUACAGUGUUCCUUCCUGUCUCUUUAACGCUUCCCAGCUCAUCGAAUCAUCGUCGUCCAAAUCGCUACCGAGAGAGACUCUAUCCUCGACAAAGUCGUAGGCAGGGGCAAGACAGCUCAUCUGCCCUGAAAACCGAGCUGAUAUAGCUAC
Molecule: messenger RNA, 1036 nt
Organism: Phialemonium atrogriseum
Lineage: Eukaryota; Fungi; Ascomycota; Sordariomycetes; Cephalothecales; Cephalothecaceae
Exons: 1
Coding region: 25-732 (235 amino acids)
Source: RefSeq, a predicted model, not a curated record